AUGGCUCCACCUCCGCCGACUAAGUCUAUCUUUGGGAAGGAAGAAGACGUUUCAAAAGCACUUCGUGCUAAAGUUGCUUCUCACCCUCUAUUUCCUCACCUCCUCCAUGCCUACAUCGAUUGCCACAAGGUGGGAGCACCACAAGAUAUGGCACAACUAUUUGAAGGAAUCAAAGGAGUGCAUAGUGGGGUGUGUCAGAUAUCUGAAUCUGAAUCUGAUCAUGGCUUCUUGGGUGCUGAUCCCGAGCUUGAUGGUUUCAUGGGAACGUUUUGCGAUCUGUUGGUGAAGUACGAAUCGGAUCUUUCAAGACCCUUUAACGAGGCAACCAUGUUCCUCCGUCACAUGGAAUCUGAGCUUCACUCCAUCUGCAACGAUCUUGCUGCUACACACAACACUCCUCCUCAACUUGCAGAUAUAUGGCUGUUCUGGAUAGAUAAAGUUGCUUUCUUUUGUUUGUGCAUUGAGCUGGAUCUGAAGAUUGUGGAUUUGAUGGAAAAUAAGAUUCACAAACGUGGAAAGAGUGGCGGAAUUGAAUGCAAGAAGAUAAAUGAAGUUCAAGAGUUGAAAGAUAAUCUUCUUCAUAGAUAUAGUGAUUACAUUGUUAAUCUGAAGCAUGAAUUUUCCAGAAAGAAGAAGAAAGAAAAGCUACCAAAAGAAGCAAAGCAAAUCUUACAUGCAUGGUGGAAUAUUCACUUUAAAUGGCCAUAUCCCACGGAUGCUGAUAAGGUUGCCUUAGCUGAAUGGACUGGUUUGGACCAGAAGCAAGUAAAUAAUUGGUUUAUAAACCAAAGGAAACGCCAUUGGAAACCAUCAGAGGAAAUGAAGGCUGCAAUUUUAGAUGGAAUCUAUGGACCCCUACACGAAUAUGUGAGAACACGUGGCUUGCAUUUCAACAUAAGAGGGAAGAUUUUUCCUUCUCAUAUAGUUAUCAACAAAGGCAAGUAA
Molecule: messenger RNA, 945 nt
Organism: Sphenostylis stenocarpa
Lineage: Eukaryota; Viridiplantae; Streptophyta; Magnoliopsida; Fabales; Fabaceae
Source: the annotation of a GenBank genome assembly